Molecule: messenger RNA, 1509 nt
Organism: Hyaloscypha bicolor E
Lineage: Eukaryota; Fungi; Ascomycota; Leotiomycetes; Helotiales; Hyaloscyphaceae
Product: putative cysteine proteinase 1, mitochondrial
Exons: 2
Coding region: 1-1509 (502 amino acids)
Biological process (GO): proteolysis; response to toxic substance; L-homocysteine catabolic process
Cellular component (GO): cytoplasm
Molecular function (GO): cysteine-type aminopeptidase activity
Source: RefSeq, a predicted model, not a curated record
AUGGGAGGAACACAAUCCAAAGAACCUAUCGCUGGCGAGAAGCUGUUGAUUGAGCGUCUUCGAGCUCUCGAGGUCAAAGACGAUAACGAAUACGUCCACGUUGAUGAAAAGGCGGUUGUUGGAACAACGAAGAAAUUCAAAGCACCAUGGGCUGCAGUGUCUGUCAGUGAUAUCGAGCAUUGGGAACAUGAGCUCUUCCAAGAUCCAAAGAACAGACUUGCACUCUCUGCAUUGAGCUCCGCGGACCCCAAGACAGUCCUCACCUCUCGCUCUACGCAAAUCGAUGAUCAGCAAGUAUUCAACGUCAAGAUUCCCUUCGAAGGAGCUCCCAUAACGAACCAACGAUCAUCAGGACGAUGCUGGCUUUUUGCAUCAACCAACGUCUUCCGCGUUGCGUUGAUGAAGCGACACUCUCUCGAUAAAUUCGAACUAUCACAGGCAUACCUCUUCUUCUACGAUAAAUUAGAGAAGGCCAACUUCUUCCUUGAGCAGAUCCUCGAUACCGUGAAUGAGCCCCUCGAUACUCGACUUGUGCAGACGCUGUUGGGAUCACCUGUAUCGGAUGGCGGACAAUGGGAUAUGGUUUAUAAUUUGGUCAACAAAUACGGUCUUGUGCCGCAGGUCCUGUACCCUGAUAGCUUUAACGCUCAGAACUCCGGUGCUAUCAAUUCGAUAAUCACAACCAAGCUCCGAGAAGAUGCUCUUCAACUCCGAGCCAUGGCUACAUCUGGCACCAAGGCAGGAAUGGAGAUCGCAGCAGCAAAGGAGAAGAUGAUGCGAGAGAUCCACCUUAUUUUGACCCUCACCUUGGGUCCACCACCAGCACCUUCCACCGAAUUUACCUGGAACUACAUCGAUAAGAAUGGUUUCACCAAAAUACUGAAGACCACACCUCUCGAUUUCGCCGCAGAACUCUCAACCCCGAAAUCAAUACGCAUCACCAACUCCACCGUCCACGACAUGUUCUCCCUCGUCAACGAUCCCCGCAAUGAAUACAACACUCUCCUCACCGUCUCUCGCCUCGGGAACAUCGUCGGUGGUCGCGGAAUCACCUACGUCAACGUAACAAUGGACGUUCUGAAAGAAGCCUGCAUCAAAAUGCUCAAAGAAGGCCUCCCAAUCUUCUUCGGGUCAGAUGUUGGAAAGUAUUCGAACAGCCAAUCUGGAAUCAUGGACCCAUCUCUCAUCGAUUACGAGCUGGGCUUUAACGUCAGACUCGGGAUGUCCAAAUCACAGAGACUCAUGACUGGAGAGAGCGCCAUGACGCAUGCGAUGGUGUUGACGGCUGUGCAUGUCGUUGAUGGGCAGCCUGUGAGAUGGAGAGUGCAGAACUCUUGGGGCACGACGGCGGGGACGGAGGGAUGGUUCGUCAUGAGUGAUAAGUGGAUGGACGAGUUUGUCUACCAGGCUGUGGUGGAGCCAAGAUUCGUUAGCAAGGAGAUCAGAGAUAUCCUAGAUAUGAAGCCGAAGGUGCUACCGCUUUGGGAUCCAAUGGGUGCGCUGGCUUAG